AUGGCACCGAAAUUCGACAAUGUUGUCUGUGCUAUUGAGGAGUCUAAUAAUGUGGAAGCCAUGUCCAUAAUUGAAUUACAAAGUAGCCUCCUGGUGCAUGAGCAACAUAUGAAUUAUCAUAUUGUUCUAGAAGAACACAUAUUAAAGGUGACGUAUGAAGAUCAUUCCAGAGGAAUAGGACGAGGUCAUGGUGUUUUUAGAGGGCGAGGUAGAGGGCGUAUCAGACCAAGUUUUGAUAAGUCCACCGUUGAGUGCUACAACUGUCAUGAACCUGGGCAUUUCCAGUAUGAAUGCCCAAAAAAGAGACUUGGAGCCAAUUUUGUUGACACAAGAAGAAAGAGCUUUUUUUGUGAUCUUGAUGAGAAUUUCAGAGAGACAGUAAAACUAGGAAACAACUCAAGCAUAACAGUCAUUGAGAAAGGAAAUGUAAGGAUUAAGGUUAAUGAGAAUAUUCAGGUGAUCACUGGUGUUUUUUAUGUACCUGAUCUAAAGAGUAACUUACUGAGCAUUGGUCAGCUUCAAGAGAAGGGACUUGCAAUUCUUAUUCAACAUGGGAAAUGUAAGGUCUACCAUCCUAAUUGA
Messenger RNA from Populus euphratica (Euphrates poplar), 582 nucleotides. RefSeq lists its product as uncharacterized. The record is from RefSeq and is a predicted model, not a curated record. Lineage: Eukaryota; Viridiplantae; Streptophyta; Magnoliopsida; Malpighiales; Salicaceae. Gene Ontology annotation, molecular function: zinc ion binding; nucleic acid binding. The transcript is spliced from 2 exons. The coding region runs from base 1 to 582 and encodes 193 amino acids.